AAUCAACUUCUGAACAAAAAGAAGCCACAAUUCAUAUGAUUAGGUAGACGCACAUGUGUACUAGUUGUUCAGUUUGCUUUGUGAAAUUUUUUGUUCCGUUGUUACAUAUAAAAUUUUCUUGAGGAAAGCAUCAUAAUCAAUUGAAGUUAUGGAAAAUUUAGAGGACGUCUGCACUAGUGGCCGGGUUACAAGGUCUUUACGAAAACGUUUAACAUCAGUCGACAGUAAUGAUGCCGGAAGCCGACCGUCUACGCCUCAAUUAGCAAAGCUCGUUUCCAUACCCGAAUCAAGUUCCCCAUCUCGCUCUUUGCGAGCAACUAGACGCAACUCUACAACUGGGAAUGGCACACCUUCAAAAACGUCAGCAAUGUCUAAAACUUCCACUAUUUCCGAAUCACACGAUGUUGAAAUCAAUGCUUCUAAGCGUAACGUAAGAAGGAGCAGCGUUUCUGGAACAGAUUCGCACACGUCAAAGAAAGUUAGUCAAGUAGAAAUUGCCACAACGAAAAUUAGUGAGUCGCCCGAAGAGGACUACGUUUUGAAAACGAAAACAACUCCAGCCAGACGUUCUACAAGAUUGAUCUCUAAGUCUCCGUCUUAUUUGGAAGAAGAGGGAACGACACCUUCCGGUCCACCCAAAACGAGGUUACAGUCUAAGUCUCCUCCACAUUUGGAUACUUCCUGUACAACUAAGACGAUUAAACCCGGCCCGAAACCCAAACGUGACAAACAAAAAAGUGAUAGCGAUUCUGAGGUUGAAGUAAUCAAUCUAGAAGAAAAUCCAGAAACAGAUGAAAAGGCAGUGAAAACUCCAAAAAGAGUAUCAUCCAGGUUUAAAAAAUCACCGAAGAGUGCAUCUCCUAAAAAUAAGAGGCCAAUAAUUGAAAGAAUUGAUUUAUCGGAAGAAACUGUUGAUUCUCAUGUUAAUGGGGGAACAGAAGAAUGUUUAAUUUUACAAGAGGAUGAUAAAUGUAACAUGGAUAGCAUUAAAGCUACAGACUCGAUAAAAAUUAAAUCUAAAAUAAAUGAAAAUAAAGAAACUACAGUAGAAUCUUUGAAAUCACCAUUAACAGAAACAACGCCGGUGAAAGAAGGCAAAGAAGAGGCUCUUCGCUUGGAAUUGUCUGAAGAUGAUAAUAAAGCAGAAACUGAUUCCACUACUAAAACACCCGAGAAGUAUACAUCACCUAAAAAAUCUCUAAAUUCAAGUCGGAACGGGUCGGCUGUUCAAAGCGUUGUCAUAUUGCAGAAAUUAUCGCCUGAUGUAAUUAAAAAACUUUGUGGCGAAAAUAAUACAGCAAUCCCGCCACCAAACGCUAAAUCCGUUGCAUUUAAUGGUAUUGAAGAAGACGAUGCCGUAAAGAGUACAUAUCCUAAAACUCCAGCAUCGAUCAAGAGCAAAAGCUAUAUUACAUUGGAUUCUUCGGGAGGCACCGAAGAAAAGUCUUUCGAAACCGAAAAAGGAUUAUCAGCCAGCUUUAAAGAUGAUAGCGCAUUAGUUGAAGAAAGUAAAGAUCAGACCGAUUUCGCAAUCCAGGCGAAUCAAUUGAAAGAAUCUGUUGAGUUACAUGCUAUCUCCAAUGGUGAUAAGGAAGAAAAUAUGGAAAAUGAGGUAGAAAUGAUUCAAGAUUAUACACCUUACAAACAAAAGCUACACACGAAUUUGCAGAGCUCGACUCCGAUGGCAAAUUCAGUAUCAACAUCUAAAAUUGAGCCGGUAGAAAAUAUUAAGACGGCCGAAGAGAAAUCGGAGAACUCUACAAAUUUACCGGAAACGUCGCCAACUAAAUCGAUACAGGCAUCGAAUAAUAGCGCUGAGAUUAGUUUCAAUCAAGAAAAAAUACCCCGUUCGCCAAUAAAGAAAGAUGAAGCUGCUACUGAUACUUUACUCCAUCAGCAACAAGAUUUGUCGGCAACAACCGAUAACAACGCGACAUUAACCGCAGCUGAGCCCAACAAUCCAAAAAACGAUGAGAUCGCAGACGAUUUGUUUUCUAAAUCUUGGACACAAAAUGUAAGUGGGUGCGCAACAUCCGCUGGGAAAAUUGAUACAAUCCAUUCAAUUACGUCCGAAAAUAAAAUCAAUCACGAAGUAGUAACUUCUGAAAAUUUAGAAGUAGAAGAAGAAGGAAAACCGAAAAUUUCAACUACUACAUCCCCGAAAAUCAAAAAUAAAGAGGAAAGUGAAGAAGAAGAAGACUCGUUCCAGAAAUUAGAAUUUGUAGACGAUGAGGCAAUGGAGGCACCCAAUGAUUACGAAAGUGGAGAUUCGAUGGCCGAAGAAGAACGAAAAGAAAUGGAAGAAAACGAAAUUGUAGAUCUAGGUGAAUCAAUUGGUAGUGAAGACACUGAAGGUGAUAGAAGUUAUGAGGAGUGUGAUGAAGAAAACGAUUCAUUUAUAACUUCUGAUACCCACGAAUCGUUACUUGAUUAUUCCGAUGAUGAUGAUGAGCAUUGUAGUAAUCAUUUUGAAGAUUCUGAAGAUUCUGAACCAUCGAAGGGUAACAGUCACAUUUUGGUAACCAGCGAAAGUGAAGGUGAAGAAAAAUCGUCUAAGGAAGAAGUAGUUAAUGGUAUUUUGAAAAAGAAGACAAAGAGGUUAAACAGAUCGAAUAGAAGAAGUCGUAUUUUAGACACAAGUGAAAGUGAAAAUGAAGAAAUGUUAGAAUCGAAAUCAAAAAAGACAAACCAAAGUAUCCAAAAUAGUUCCCCGAAACCGAGUAAACCUCUUAAUUUCGAUGUUAGUAGGAUGAUCGAUGAAACUACAGAAGAAGAAACAAGCGGAAAUGAAAAUUUUUCCAAGAUACAAACUGAUAAAUCUAAAGGAACUAAUUCGAGUGAUCAAACAAUAAAUGGAAAAUAUACUGAGGAUAAUGCAAAUAGUGCUCAAAGUGAAGAUGGAAAUGAGUCGAAGGAUAAGAAAGAUAACAACAAAAAUGAGCUUACAGAAAGGAAUAUUACUAGCUUGAUUCAAGGCAGUGAACAAAAUGUUGAUAACGAAAACUCAAAAGAUACUAACACUGACUUGGACAAAUUAGAUGAAUCAAAUACUGGUAAGGUAGCUGAGAAGACACGGUCGUCACCAGUGAAAUCACAGAGUGACGAAAUUAUGGAAAAUGUCAUGCCACCACAAAUAGCCGAGAAAGCCAACGACACGAAUACUGAUAUGAAUAAAAAUGAUUCAGGUAAUGAGUCUAAACUGAAUAUCUCUAUAAACAGGCAAAACGAGAGUGAUGAAAUCAAUAAAAUAAAUAAUCUUAAUGACUCGAAAUCUCAAAAUGAAAUAUCCGAAAAUGAGAAUGGUGAAGGUGAAUUUGAAGAUAUUGAAAUACCAGAGACCCAGGAGGUCGAGCAAGUAGUAAAAGAUGAUACCCCAGAUGUAUCACUUGCUGAAGAAUCUGCUGAUGAAAAUGUCAUUGAAGAUACGGAAUGUGUAUUGAGUGAAAUAUCGAAGCCGAAAAAUUCUGGUUUAAGUGUGUCCUUUUGUCAGACAAAGCAAAAGCGAAAGAGUAUUACGGCAAAUAAUAGUUUGCAUCAUAGCUCAUUUACAAUUGGGGUAAGUGUAAUUAGAAAAGAAAACGCCAAUCACAUAGAAGAAUCGGAUUCUACAGAACCCAAUGAGAAGAUAUGUAAUGUCGACAACAGCUCAAGCGAAUCUGGAACAGAUUACACUGCCAAAACUAAUGAUGCUCAAGUAGAUAAAGAGGAGGAGGAAGAACUCGAAAAACUAUUGCAUUUCGACACACACUUUUCUAAUCUAAGCAGGAAACGAAAAUCAAUUGCUUCAAUAAAUCCACAGAGUACCAAUGAGCACUCAAAUAGCAAGAAACCGAAACGCCAAAGUCUGCAGCGUAUUUCAAAGGAAGAAUUUAAUCCAUCUCAAUCACUGAUUGAAAACAUUGAAGAUCGUAAACGUGAAUUGCAAACACAAAGAGACGCGGUAAAAUCGCGCUUAUCUAAAUCUAAAUCCUUCUGUGGAGCUAUGCAAGAUGAGUCAAACGCUUUUGCGUCUGACAGCGCUUCAGACAUUUCUAGUAACGAAUCAGAAAAUAACAAGAAAGUGGUAAAUUACUCCAAUACUUGUGAUUUGAAUACUAAUAAGAAUAAAAAGAAGGAUCUAGCGCAUAUUUCCGAGCGCUGUGACAAUAUUCUAGAGGCAGCCAAUCGAGCCAAAUUAGAAUCGAAGCAAAACUCUAAGAAGAGUGAGUUAAUAUUUCCAAAGUCAAAGAAAGGUUCAAAGUAUUCAAUUUUGAUGGACGAAGAAACGGAAGAGGAUACUUUAAUUGUUGAAGAUAUGAAACAUUCAAAAGAACAAAAAAUGUUGGCCUUGGAGCGGGCCUUCGAGGCUUCAGCCAAAAUUUUAUUGAAUGAGGGUGGUAGAAACAAGAAGGAAAAACUACAGAUCGAUGAAGAAGAAAGUGGGAGCAAACGCCUUUCUAUUGAAUUUUUGAAAUCAUUUUCAAAUUCCAAGUUGCAAACUGAAAUAAAAAAGAGUAAUAAAGAAACACAUCCAUCAUUUGUUCAACGCAUGAAUAGUGCAACAGGUGAAAUCAUAGAGGAACCACUUACUCCUCCGAAAAAGAAACGAGCCGUAUUUAAUAAGUUCGAACUACCUACUGGUACCGUAUUUGAGGAACCAAUCACACCGAAGAAAAAAACCAAAAUCGGCGAGUUCCGUGAGAGUCCCAUAACUCCACGUACCCUUGGUUUUAAAGUACGUCAUAUACUAACUGCUGGUCAGGACCAAGCACCGGAAUUGAAAAAUUCUCACCCACUUAAACGCAAGCAAAAACUCGAUGAGCCCAAACAUGUAUUACCUAAACCUCAGUGGUCGCAGUCGGGUGUAUUUCUUGAAGAACAUUUGCCAUCUCUAAGUGAUAAACAAAGGCACAAAUUUAAAGCAGCAAGUACAACGCAUAACUGUGGACCAAGUGCCGGGACUGCAACCCUAAAUGCCUUGCACUUUAAAAAGUCUACUAUGUUUCGGAAAAAUGUUCCGAGAGAAUCAUCGAAUGAAUUGCUAAAGCGUAAAGAGCGUCAGUAUGCUCGUAACCACUUUUAAGUGAGAAACUAAAUCCAUGAUAUUCGUACGUAAAACAUAUUAUUUGUUAGCAAGUUAUGAUUAAUUUAUACAUUUUAUAUGUCCUUAUGCAUACUUCACAUCAUUAAUAAAUGCCAUUUUCAUAUUUGUA
Anastrepha ludens (Mexican fruit fly) is the source of this 5192-nucleotide messenger RNA. RefSeq names its product protein slender lobes (gene sle). The record is from RefSeq and is a predicted model, not a curated record. The coding region runs from base 149 to 5062 and encodes 1637 amino acids. NCBI's taxonomy places the organism in Eukaryota, Metazoa, Arthropoda, Insecta, Diptera, Tephritidae. The transcript has 7 exons.